Messenger RNA from Nymphaea colorata (pocket water lily), 791 nucleotides. Its product is annotated as non-specific lipid transfer protein GPI-anchored 19-like. Gene Ontology annotation, molecular function: lipid binding. Lineage: Eukaryota; Viridiplantae; Streptophyta; Magnoliopsida; Nymphaeales; Nymphaeaceae. Gene Ontology annotation, biological process: lipid transport. The coding region runs from base 101 to 649 and encodes 182 amino acids. The transcript is spliced from 3 exons. The record is from RefSeq and is a predicted model, not a curated record.
CUACCAUCCCAUUCCUCUCCAAGACCACACAACCCAGUCAAUCACCUCCCUACAUCUUCCGGCGAUAUACCAACUUUCCGGCGACCAGCGACUGGGACCAAUGGCUGCCAAAUUGUCUCUGGUCUUGGUGAUUGCCUGCACCCUGUAUGUGCAUGCAUUUGCUCAAUCCGGUUGCACGGCCACAAUCGUCAGCCAGCUUGCUCCGUGCUUGAGCUACAUAACCGGGAACUCGUCCACGCCCGGUUCCUCAUGCUGCAGUGGGCUCGACAACGUGGUCAAGACCCAGCCCCAGUGUCUGUGCCAAGUCAUUGGACCCAACGCUGGGUCCUCGAUUGGGAUCACGGUGAACCAGACGCAGGCAAUGGCACUCCCUGCUGCUUGCAACGUUAAGACGCCUUCACCUACCCUAUGCAGCUCUAUCAGUGGCGGCUCGCCCACUGCUUCUCCUUCCACUCCAACUACUGCACCACCAAGCUCGGUCCUCCCAUCCCCGCCAUCUGCUGCGAACAGUCCACCAGCCACAACAACAGGAACAUCUCCAUCGGUUACUCCUCCAACCAAUGGAGGCCCCAUGAACUCCGCCCCUUCACUCAUGGCACUCGCUAUCGUCUUCCUCAUUUCAUGUGCUUCUUCUGCUGGGUCCUUCUAGAUUGGAGCUUCCUUUUAUCGAUUUGCAUGUUCCAUUUUUCAUGGAGAGAGCUAGGGAUAUGGAUCUCUGAGACCAUCUGAUUUUCUGGGCAUUGUAUUAUUCUUAUCCUUAUUAUUAAUAAGACGGCGUGUGGUUUAUGGUA